GAGAUGACUUUCUAUCCUCCAGCCAUGACAUAUGUUUUACUGGAAUCAAGUCAGCGAUAGAUUAACAUCUAACGAGUUAUUGAAUGUACUUUCCACUCAAAAGCGAUUAUUUAUGUCAYGUGUCACAAUAAGAAAUGAUCCAAAGAAUAAUAGAUAUAAAGCAAAAAAAAAAGCCAACCAGCGACGAAGGAACGUUGCCGACAGAAAUUGGUAUUCUGAACGUUGAGAGGAGUCAGUGCAUGAGCAAAGGCUUAUGGGUAGUUGGUGUACAGGGAGACGUGAAAACAGGGUUUGAUCAUCCAGGCCCGUCAGGCUUCACACUCAACUUCGUUUUCGGUUUGCAUGGACAAAACAGCCAAUGAAUCGAAAUUUCAUGGGUGAGGUGCUCUCUUCUCGCAUGUCGGCUUUACCCUCCCCUCCCCUACCUCCAAUUCAGUGUUAUCACUCGUUCGGUGAUGACCUGCGAUAGAUCUAAAUGUGUAAAAAUAUAAGAUUUGAUAUACAACAUACUCCAUGUUUAACACACGAGAAUUAAGCAAUUUGGUUAAGGUUCUCCAAUCCCUGGCGGCCGUGGAGAGUGCUGGUUCAAUUCUGUUUUCUUUGCAUAAUUUCGUGUUUUUAACUUAGUGGCUGAAUAAAUAAGUAAAUGACUACAAUUAAUUAAAGUCGCUCUAAGAGCGCAUGUGGUUACUCCAAAACUCAACUGGUAUGAAAGAUAAAUUGGAACAUCAUCCUCGGCUGGGAUUAUUGCAGUACACCAACAUUGUACGUCUUUUGUUACAUAAAGUGAAGACUAAAUCUGUAAACUUGAUGUUUACAUCAACAUUGUCUUUGGAUACUAGUGAAAAAUACAUGUGUAAAUUAUAAUAUCACUCGUAUUCCCAACUAAAUAGUUGGGCUCAAAUAUCCACUUUCGUUUGUUGGUAUUUGGUUUGGUUGUUGGUUGUUGGUUGUUGGUUGUUGGUUGUUGGUUGUUGGUUGUUGGUUGUUGGUUGUUGGUUGUUUGGGUCAAGCUACAGAUCCUGUAAUAACGCCAUAAAGACGGGCCUAAAAUCUCAAAAAAAAAAAACUCAAAAAGGCUUUCAUUAAAUCACAGUCGAUACUGUUCAAUGAAAGCUGCUAUAGAUAAAGUGCAAGAAAGGAUACGAAUAGGAGCCAGCGUUUCUUUGACCAGCGUCAUCAGGUGUAGUUGUCAUGGGAAUGUAUCACGUGAUAGUGUUACUUACGUCUAUAAUAUGAGUACAAGGAGUAGUAAUGAGAAGUAGACUUCACAUGAAAUCCACAAGUGUGUUUAAAAUAGACAUGAUAGUGAGUUUGAUAGGAGAUUGGGUUCUAACUUCGUGACGCUUGAACUAAUCCAUGGGAAAUAGAAAUAGUCUCACGGUGGCUGCCACAUUUGAAGGCUGGUCAAGUACGGCCGGUUACUUCAACCCUUUAAUCAGUCAAUACACUACACAACAUAUGAAGCUUUUCCAAUACAAUAGUAGAAAUAGAUCAAGAAACCCAUAACGGUGAGAUGUAUUAACACUAAAAAGUAAAUAAUCGAGCUGUGUGCGGUUUGUUUUCUUCCCCAACCCCCACGUAGACAGCUUAAAUGAGGCAAAUCCAAACCAAUAGAAAACGUCGUUCAAACGAACAAAUUGAAGAGUAAACUUGCUUUAACUUGAGUUCAUGAGUUGUAUUUAAGAUGGAGCGACUUCUUCCUACAAGCGACGAAAUUAUUCGCUCAGCUUGCACGCUUCCAUUUGACGGAAUGCCGGUCGGUCGACGUGGCCUCGUCGUGCCGCAGAACACUUUCCUAGAGAAUAUCGUUCGACGCUCGAACGGACUUCAUCCGAACUUUGUGCUCGGCAAUGCUCAAAUUCUCGAUAACCCMAUUGUAUACAGUAGCGAUGGGUUUUGCAAACUCAGUGGAUUCUCACGGACAGAGGUGAUGAAGAAGGGUGCGGACUGUAGUUUCAUGUACGGAGAUCAGACCGAUAAGGAAGCAAUCGAACGAAUUCAUCAAGCCUUGAUCAAGAAACACGCUUUACAAUUGGAAAUCGUACUCUACAAGAAAGAUGGAGUACCCAUGUGGAUUCUCUUACAUAUUGGACCCAUUGUGAACGAAAAAGGAGAAGUGGUCCUCUUUCUGUUCACAGUAAAGGAUAUCACUGAAUUCAAGGAUCCUAUUCCUGGAACAGACUCUGGACCAAAAGGCUGGGCAAGGUUGAAUAAAUCACUAACGAGACACAAAACAGUUCUUGUGGCAUUCAAACARAAAACAACCUCACAGAAAAAUGCACAGCAAAUCACACACCUCAUGUCAUUGAACGACGACAUCAUUCCUGAAUACAAGCAAGAUAUCCCAGAAACCCCUUCGCGUAUUAUCCUGCAUUACAGUACWUUCAAGACAUCAUGGGAUUGGUUGAUAAUUAUACUGACACUAUAUACAACAGUAUCGGUCCCUUUYAUUGUAUGCUUUCAGUUUAACCCGCUWGCACUCGCCAUCAUUGAYCUUCUCGUUGAUUGGUUGUUUAUCGCUGAUAUUGUUUUGAACUUUCACACRACAUACUUUGGUAAAGAUGGCGAGUUAGUUGACGACCCUAAAAUGAUACGUAUGAAUUAUCUAAAGACAUGGUUUGGACUCGACCUCAUAUCGUCUCUACCCUACGGAAUACUCUAUUUUGUGGACAAAGAGUCUGAGUCGGAAAUYACCAAUCUGCUUGGAUUUCUCAAAGUCUUUCGACUCCUUCGUCUCGGUCGAGUUGCGAGGAAGAUCGAUAAAUACCUUGAAUAUGGUGCAUCUACCUUCUUCCUGUUGAUGUUGUCAUUCUGUUUGGUGGCUCACUGGAUGGCUUGUCUUUUCUACAUCAUCGCUGUUAAAUAUGAUAAAUAUGUUGACCAYAGUUGGCUUAUGAUUCUUGCCAGAACUCUCAAUGAACCUUACAAACUUAACAACAGCACUGGUGUAAUGGACUACGAGGAAACAGGGCCGUCAGUACCAGCCCGAUAUGUUUCAGCUCUCUACUAUACGCUGACUAGUUUGACAACCAUCGGUUUUGGUAACAUUGCACCCAACACAACAGCAGAGAAACUAUUUGGUUGUGCGACAAUGUUACUCGGGUCCAUUCUAUUUUCGCUGAUCUUCGGUCAAGUGUCAGCAAUACUCCAACAGUCCCAGAAGAACACUGCAAAAUACCACUCGAUAAUCGACAACAUGAGACAGUUCAGCAAAAUCUACAAACUGCCACCAGCGCUGGCAGACAGAAUUAUAGAUUAUUUCAUGUCUACAUGGGCACAGAAUAAAGGGAUYGACACUGACGAGGUAUUAAACAUUUGCCCCAAAGAUCUUCAGGCAGACAUUUGYGUCCAUAUGAACAGGACCGUGUUAGACAACAAUGUUGCCUUCAAAGAUGCKCCUAUGGGUAUCAAACGUGCGAUCGCAAGGAACUUCUGGGUAUGUCACGUGGCUCCCAAUGACCGCAUCAUUCAUCAUGGAGAAAGCCUAGACGUGCUGUACUUUAUUGCUCGCGGCUCAUUAGAGGUUAAACAAGGUGAYGCUGUUGUAGGCCUUUUAGGUGAGGGCGAUGUGUUUGGAGAUAAUAUUUGUAAUGAGCCCAUGGUGGGUCAGUCAGCGGUCGAUGUAUAUGCUCUUACCUAUAGUGACUUGCACUGUAUUGGACGAGAUGCAUUAAUUGAGGUUCUCGAGUUCUAUCCUGAAUUUGCUAUCAAGUUUGCAAAGAAUCUUAUGCUGUCGUACAAUUUGCGCGAUGAGCUUAAAAUCCGCUUAAGAACACCCACUAUUAAUUUACAAAAUGAAGAGGAUGACGACAGAAGACCGAUCAGCGUCGGGUUUGGCCGAAGUAAGCGUCGUAAGCUAAGCCUUGUGGAGGAACUUGUCCAAACGUACGACAUCCAAGACACAUAUCUCGACACAGGGCCGAGCGUACAACCCGAUCAAACAUCGAUCGAACGAAUGGUUUUACCAGACAAGAAAAAAGAUCUCCGAGCAAAACCCGAACUUUAUCAAGACUCAGUGGACGUCAUUUCGAGUCUUUCCGAAAUGAAAGGCGAGGUCCGACGKGAGAUCGAGGUUAUGAAUAUGAARAUGACWCAGCUUGAGCAGCAGGUUGCUACUAUCAUCGAUCUCCUCAAAAGUCAAGGUCAUCUGCAUAGUCGUGCCAGUGGAAGCUUGAAUGACAGCUUGGAUGCAGGWGACACGCCCUCCAUUACUUCGCCUGUCAAACGGAAACAGCAAAAACGUUCUUCUAAGCCAAGUAAAUCACAGGAUGAAGAUCCGCUUCCUGAUUGGCUAGCACGGCCCGGAAGUGCGUCUUCAGACCACAGCAUUCCGGACUGGGAACAAGACGAUACCGCUGAUCACAAAAAAUCUGCGGCAAAAAAGUUGAAUAAAGAGAACAAUACCGGUGACCGUGAAACGAAAUUACUGCAAACCCUCAAUAUGAUGAAGAAAAAGUGAAUGUUUUUUCAAUCAUAGUUUACUUUUCUAACUUUAUAGCAUCAAACUUCAUAGAAAUACCACUAAUGAGAAAGGUCAAGACAACGAUGUUGGACAAAUACAUACUACUUUAAAUAUAUACAACACAUGCAAUACUUUUUAUUCGACUCAUAAUAAUACAAGCAUAAAUAUCUUACUUUAUCUUUAAAAGAGAGACAGUUAUCUUUACACAAAUUCUUUUUAGAUUUUACUUGACAUUCUUAUUGUUUCCAGCAUGUAUGUCGUCAAAAUGCUCACACUUUAAGAUAAACAGUCGCAGCGCUCGAUGAGUUUUUAUAGAAAACGACUCAGAGUGUUUUAUUAGUAGACUCGAACUACAGUCCAAAAUCUUUAUUCCUUAUAAAAUACUCUCGAGUUUUCGUCUAAACGGCGUUAAAAAUAUCACUCAGAAACACUAUAAAUUCUUAGAGAAAUGACCUUAAAUUUAAACUGUACAAAGAACGCAUGCCAUCCCACACUGAACGCACAUCGGCGCCAAAUGAUCGUAAAUUUAAACUGUACAAAGCACGCUUGUCAUCACACAUUGAAUGCACACCGGUGCCAAAUAACUAAGGCUGAUAAUGAGUGCUUGGAAGAAAAUUUUUCCGGAAAGCAUUGAUAGGGCUAUCUAUCAUCUGAUAAAUGCGAUCCUUAUUAGUAUUCUUUCAAAAGAUUUUCAAUAAGGAGUGUUUUUAACACGGGGACACCAGCCUAGUGUCUAGUAGGCUUUAAUGGCGGCGUUGCUUUGUAGAAUGGCGAGCCCGCAAUUAAAAUACGUUAGUGUAUUACGUCCUCCUUUUCAUAGUUAUAAACAUCAUUUCUGAAUAACAUUUGAUCUUUCAAGCUGUUUUUUUUAUUACCUUCUCAUGAGAAAAAAUCCCUGACAGCUUUAAAAAUCACAUUUUGUUCAAAAAUGAUGCUAUUACUAAAGAAAAAGAAGGGAAAAAAGGCAUGAUCGAUUCACACCACGCUGGGCUGCCUGUGGUAUUAUYAGAUAUAAURUGACCMCUGAACAGKCUAAUAAUCUGUCGUUCGUUCCCAGARGACUGCUGCUGAGUUUGUUAUUAUCYGUUGCCAAGCAACCCUGACCGGUAUGACACRCAUGUUCAGAUUCUUUUCAAAAUGGUUAUAGUUUGGUAUAAACGGUUWAUGAAAGCGUUCUAUUUAUUAUACGUAAAGAAGUUAAAAAUGAAGAGAAUUGGACACACUUAAAUGAAGUAUGUUUACUCUAAGGACCUCAUUUUCUAACAGUCAUAUUAUAACCAUUAGCGCGUAGGCUGAGGAAUGAACGAUACACGCCUGAAUUCACCACGUUGAGUCAUUUACGACAGUUUUGGUGCCGUGAGACUAUAUUUAACAAUCAUUAAAUUGCUUCUUGCAAAGCUUGUC
Molecule: messenger RNA, 5869 nt
Organism: Exaiptasia diaphana
Lineage: Eukaryota; Metazoa; Cnidaria; Anthozoa; Actiniaria; Aiptasiidae
Product: potassium voltage-gated channel subfamily H member 5
Exons: 11
Coding region: 1688-4462 (924 amino acids)
Biological process (GO): regulation of membrane potential; potassium ion transmembrane transport
Cellular component (GO): membrane
Molecular function (GO): voltage-gated potassium channel activity
Source: RefSeq, a predicted model, not a curated record